Molecule: messenger RNA, 1497 nt
Organism: Anopheles merus
Lineage: Eukaryota; Metazoa; Arthropoda; Insecta; Diptera; Culicidae
Exons: 2
Coding region: 168-1244 (358 amino acids)
Source: RefSeq, a predicted model, not a curated record
CGGACGUUCUUUGCACGCGAAACACAAGCCCAGUAGUUGCGACUCGUCUCGCAGUCGAGGUUCGUCGCUUACGGCGCGUAGAUAUCAUUAGUUAAGUGACUGCUGCACGGGACCCAUACAGUGUACGAGGGACAAAGUGUUAUACCAAGAGUGUGUUGAAGUCGGGAAUGAUUGCCCACAGUAAGAUGAGAUACGUUUGGUACUGUUCCGCGCUACUUGCGCUUGUGUUGUGUGGCACCUGCCGUGCUGUUACUCCUUCGGGAAAGGUGGACUUUUCCGAGGCGGAUGAUUUGAACGACGAAACCAACGGUGGGUUCGUGAGUGUGUACAAAAACUUUCCCAAGAUUCAGGUCACCGUAGACACACAGAAGCUGAAGCGUGUCCCGCAGCCGGAAACGAAAAGUGAUGAGUCGAGCUCGGGCAGCUCCGGCAGCUCCGGUUCGGAGUCGGUCGAACGACCCUCCGUUGGAGUGCGAACGGAUAUAACGAUUGAAAUUUCGGAAGAGUCCGCAAACGAUACGCGCAUCAGUGGUGAUCGUGAUGGGAAAAAGGAUCGUAAUGGGCAGAGUGGCACGGGUGGUGGAGAUGCUGCCGGAAGUGGCAAAAAGGAUCGCAACGGAGCGGGCAAAGGAACCAACGAUGAGGAUGAUGACAAUGCGAGCAUCCCAGUGUUUAAGGGAAUGGCGGGAGUGUCCACUAAAAAGCCGAAACCAACACCAACCCGUGGGUCGGUUCCACAUUCCGACAGCAGACCGAUCGUAACGUACAAUCAGCGACCGACGGUGAGCAGCUUUUACGGCUCGGGCAAUGACGAUCGCAACCGUAUCAGUGGAGAGUACGAUGGCUGGAAUGCGCACUACCCUUCGCACACGGUGACGGCCGUUUGGACCACCGAGCGACCGUACCUUCGCCGGGUGGACUACGACUAUCCAGGGCAACAUCGAUCGCCCCCGUACUACAAGGGUUACGUGCCCUACAAUGUGGGCCACCGUCCCUCGCAGCCGGCGGAGCAACAUCCCCAUCAUCAUCACGCCGGCGACUGGAAACCGUGCUACUGCAGCAUCUACCAGCCGUGGGGUGCACGUGCGCCAUCCAAUCCCGUCCUGCCCGGCACGGGAACGUUGCACCCGACCGCUCACCCGCCACCGCGACACGGCGUCGACAACAAAGUAGAUAUCCCGGCCGUCCAUUCGCCACCGCCGGCACCGUCGCACCAGCAACACUAUCGCUCGAUCCACUCGUAGCGGAAUGCAUUUCGGGUUUUUGGUGGGAGAAGUCCAUCGAUCACCACCCAUCACCACCAUACCCCCUCCUUCCGUCCUGUCCUAAACUCACCCCACUAGUCUAUAAGAAAGCAGCAGCAGCAGUGCAUUUCCCGUUUCCAAAGCACGAGCUGGGAAAAGCAACCUCAAACAACUUGUUGUAUUUUUUUGUAAAUGAUCAAUAAAAGUUGACACACUUUUUUCUACCAUUAGAUUUCGUUUGGAGCACUUUUCC